This is a messenger RNA of Microthlaspi erraticum, 585 nucleotides long. Lineage: Eukaryota; Viridiplantae; Streptophyta; Magnoliopsida; Brassicales; Brassicaceae. The record is from the annotation of a GenBank genome assembly.
AUGGUAUUGUGGGAGCUUACUCUGGGAACAGCGUACUUCUUGGGGCUGAGACGGACUUACCGACUCGCAUUGAAGAUCCAGCGUCGUAUUGUUAGCCCUGAGCAUCCGAGGAUCCGACAUUUUCUGCAUCGGAGGACUCAUCAAAUCUUUGAUGUGGCACUUAGGGUCCACAAGAACAUUCAACAGAGAGACAUGGAACUUGGUCGAAACCUUGGAAACUGGAUUCUCCGCUGGCUCGACCGCGUGAAGCCAUCAGCACAAGUUCUACUACCAAAACACACGGAGCCAAGCAUAGUCAAGGCCAAGAGACUGUUGGACUCAACCCGUCUCAAACCGCUUGCAACCGCGCAGACUCCUCAGAACAGUGAAGUUGGUAGGCACUUGUUCUUGUCCAUGAGGAACCUUGAGCCCAAGUUAUCCCAGCCUGUCUCGAUGAUGAUGAUGCUCAAGCCUCCAAGAUCCUCUGGAAGUACCACUCAGCUCAGGAAUUACAGUGGAUCCACUUUUACUAAACCGAUUUAUGCUAGUGGCGGGUUUGGUGGUGUUAUCAGGAAGGACAUUUUGCAGUGGAUGGCGCAGAGAUGA